GCGCGGGACCGCGCGCGGUGCGCCGGUACCACGAGAAGGGGCUCGGGCGGGCGCCCAGGCACCCUGCUCCUCCGCAGGGAGCAGCAACGCGUGUUCCCUGCCCGCCGCUGAGCAGCAUCUCCUGGGGCAAGUUAACGAAAACUCUUGCUCCCAAACUUCAGGGCUCUGCGUAAAUUGUCUCUGAAGGGACCCGGACCCGGACCCGGACGCGAGGCCGUGUCAGUGCUCAGGGGACUGAAGCCCAGACCAUCCCGAAUUGACACAGGGGUCUGCACUGUCCUGUAGCAUCUCGGUGCUCUUAGGACCCAAGAGAUGCGUUUCAGAGAGGAUUGCCAGGUGCUCUUAAAUCAGAUGAAAGAGAUCACAGGAAUUCAGGAUUCAGCAUUCCUGCUUGCUGCUCUAAAGGCUGCUGAUGGAGAUCUCAUGGAAGCAGUCACCUUCCUGACGGAGGACCCUGCCCCGGAGCCAGUGCAGAACCCAGCUGCUGCAGAGCCAUCUGCCUGGGAAGGGAGCGCGGUGGGCAAACAGCUCCCACAGGAUGUUGGUGCUUCACCUGCCCCUCACAACCAAGACAACCUCCACACAGCCAACACUGUCAGACCACCGGAAUCACCAAAAGCUCCAGCUGCAGAAAGGGAUGCAGCUGAAAGACCACAGGACACCCAUUCUGCUGAAAACAAAAACCGCUCCAAAAGGAAACGCUGUGAAGUCUGGGGAGAGAACUCCAAGCAGAAUGACUGGAGAAGAGCGGGUGACUGGCCUGUUGGAAUGAAAAAUAUAGGAAAUACGUGUUGGUUUAGUGCUGUUAUACAGUCUCUGUUUCAGUUGCCAGAAUUCCGGAGGCUGGUCCUUGGUUACUCCCUCCCACAGAAUGUGAUUGAAAGUUGUCAUAGUCACACUGGAAAAAGAAAUAUUGCAUUCAUGCAAGAACUUCAGUGUCUGUUUGCAUUAAUGCUGGGGACAUGGCGUAAGUUUGUAGACCCUUCUGCAGCACUGGAGCUCUUGAGGGACGUGUUUAGAUCAGCUGAACUACCGCAGCAAGAUGUGAGUGAAUUUACGCACAAACUACUGGACUGGCUGGAGGAUGCAUUCCAGCUCACUGUGAAUGUCACGAGCCUUGGGGACAAAUCCGAAAACCCAAUGGUGCAGCUCUUCUAUGGGACUUUCCUGACUGAAGGAGUCCAUGAGGGCAACACUUUUUCCAAGAUUGAGACCUUUGGUCAGUAUCCCCUUCAGGUAAAUGGUUACCGGAACUUGAAUGAGUGCUUGGAAGGAGCCAUGGUGGAGGGAGAGAUGGAUGAGGCAACAGCAUCUCAGUCAGUAAAGUAUGGACAGGAGCGCUGGUUUACAAAACUCCCACCAGUUCUGACCUUUGAACUCUCCCGAUUUGAGUUCAAUCAGUCACUAGGACAGCCAGAGAAAAUUCACACCAAGCUAGAGUUUCCCCAGACUAUAUAUAUGGACAGGUACCUCUACUGCAAUAAAGAUCUUAUUCAAAUGAAAAGAGAGGAAAUGAAGAGAUUGAAGGAGAAAAUGGUGACUCUGCAGCAGAAACUGGAAAGGUACAUGGAAUAUGGCUCUGGCCCAGCCCGCUUUCCACUGCCUGACAUGCUGCAGUAUGUGCUCGAGUUCGUUGCUACAAAGCCAGCUGUGGCUGUUUCCUCUGCUCAGAGCUCUCAAACACCACUCCUGCACUGCCAAGCCAAGCCUAAUGUUUUGGACGUGCUUUCGCAGCCAAACGGCAUACAAGAAAGGACUGAUACUAGGACUGAACAUGAAGCUUUCUUCGUGGCAAAUUCUUCGCCGCAGCAAAGCUCCAGUAUGGAGCUCCAGCCUCCUGUUUCACCAGCAGAACUGUCUGAACGUCCAGCUCCUCACGUGGUCUCCAGGGAAGAGCUGAGCCUGGUUCAGACGUGUCUGCAGCGAUGGAGAAACGAGAUCGAGCAAGACGUGCAAGAUCUGAAGGAGUCUAUUGCCGGAAUCAACCUGUCCAUUGAACAAAUGUACUGUGACCCUCUCCUCCAGCAGGUUCCCUAUCGUUUGCAUGCAGUCCUGGUCCAUGAGGGGCAGGCAAAUGCUGGGCACUACUGGGCCUUCAUAUAUGACCAGCCUCGGAAAAGAUGGCUCAAGUACAAUGACAUCUCAGUGACGGAGUCAUCGUGGGAAGAGCUGGAGCGAGAGUCCUUUGGAGGCCUGAGGAAUGCCAGUGCCUACUGCCUGAUGUACAUCAGUGACCAGGUGUCCCCUGUUGGUGCAGAUGAGGAUGAGGGCCCAGAGGCUAGACAGUUCCAGAAAGAAGUGGAAGCUUUGUCCCCAGAACUGAGACACUACAUCCAGGAGGACAACUGGCGCCUGGAGCAGGAGGCAGAGGAGUGGGACGAGGAGCAGUCUUGCAAGAUUCCUCAGAUGGAGCCUUCACCUACUUCUGAAUUGCAGGACCUCUCCUCUGAGUCAGGACCAGAGCAAUCAUCAGUCUGUGAGCAGAGCGUGCACUCCCUGUCCUCGGAGCAUGCCAGGAUUGCCAAGGAGCAGACUGCCAAGGCCAUUGCCAACACUGCCGAUGCCUACGAGAAGAACGGUGUCGAGGCAGCUCUCUACGAGCGCAAGGAGGUAGAGCCGCUGAAGGCCCGUCCAGAAGAAACAUCCCCCACAGUUCAGGCAGAGCAACCCCAGGACACUCAGGAAGCAGAGGCUGCUGCCCAAACUAGCUCACAGGUCUCUGAAGUGGAAAUCCCCAGUGUGGGGAAGAUUCCUGUUAGAUCCGAUGCAGAUGGAUAUAAUGAGGAGGUGAUGCUGAGUCCAGCCAUGCAAGGUGUCAUCCUGGCUAUUGCAAAAGCCCGCCAGACCUUUGAUCGUGAUGGGUCUGAAGCAGGGCUUGUUAAGGCAUUCCAUGAGGAGUACUCCCGGCUGUACCUGCUUUCCAAAGAGACCCCAACCCCCCAGAACGAUGCCCGGCUGCAGCACGUGCUCAUCUACUUCCUGCAGAACAACGCUCCACAGCAGGUGGUGGAACGGACCCUCCUUGAGCAGUUUGCAGACAAAAACCUCAGCUAUGAUGAGCGGUCCAUCAGCAUCAUGAAGGUGGCACGGGCAAAGCUGAGCGAAAUCGGUCCUGAUGAUGUUGACAUGGAGGAGUACAAGAGAUGGCACGAAGACUACAGCCUUUUUCGCAAGGUGUCCAUUUACCUGCUGACGGGGUUGGAACUCUACCAGAAUAGAAAGUACCAAGAGUCACUCACCUACCUGGUCUACGCCUACCAAAGCAACACCAAACUGCUGCUGAAGGGAAGCAACCGAGGCGUGAGCGAGUCGCUGAUCGCCUUGUACAGAAGGAAGUGUCUCCUGAAGCUGAACGAGGUGGCAGCUUCUCUUUUUGUCAGCUGUGAAGAAUCUCAUGUGUCAGAGGGUGUGAGCAUCCUGAAUGAGCUGAUCAUCCCCUGCAUGCAUCUCAUGAACAACCUGGAGAUCUCCCAAGAGGACCUGGAUGCCAUCGAGGUCAUGAGAAACCGCUGGUGCUCCUAUUUGGGACGAGAAGACAUGGACGCAAAGCUGCAGAUGAAGCUGGGUGAGCUGCUGCCCCGGCUCCUCGACGGCUCCACUGAGGUCAUUGUGCUGAAAGAGCCCCCGAAGAUCCGACCCAACUCCCCUUACGACCUGUGCAGCCGCUUUGCGGCCGUGAUGGAGUCCAUCCACGGGGCCUCAGCCGUGACGGUGAACUAGCCCGCAGGCCGCGCCGCAGUGCCACGCUGCCGGCCUGCUCGGGGCCUCUCCGGGUAGUGCUGCAGUGGGACGAGAGGGGUGGUUUGGAUUCCAAGCUGUGUUCUUUGUAAAUAUGAGCAGAUAAAAAGCAGUAUUGCACUUGUGAGGCAGAACGUAAGGCAGUAACACGAAGGACCUGGACCACUGUUACAGUGCAAGGCGCAGGCCCCAGCAGCACCGUGGGGCUCAGCCGGGCUCCAGAGGUUCUUCUGUCCUGGCAACCUUCUAGAUGCAGCCCCUGGGCCCAUGAUGGCACCGGAGCCCAACUCUGCUCAGCACUGUGCACUGUGGCUGGGCUGUCUGGCACUUUCACAGAAUGGCCACUGCCAGAGAUUGCAUGUUCCAGUCCAGCCAGACUCCUGCUCACAGGAGCCUGGGCUGAGUGAGGAGGAGGCAGCAAGGAGCAGUGGCUCGCGCUCUGCCGCGUGGGCAGUCGUGCACGCAGCUGCGUGUUGUGGUCAAGUCAAGCAGCCUUUUGCCUUUUGUACUCCAGCUGGCACCAGAAACCACACAGGAGCCUUCCUUGAAGAGGCACAGGCAAAUCCCGGCAGUGAGGAGCCAGGACGGGGCUGUGGGUUUGUGCCUGGCAGGAGCUGACUGGCUCAGGGCGAUCACAUCACCCCAAAGGAUAUUCCCCCCCGUGGCCAGAAGGCAAAAUUCCUUCUCCCCUUGGGUGGUGGGUCAGGGCUGGAUUACUGUCAAUGACAACUGUGAGGGCUCAGAUCAGCCCCUUGUGUUGGUGGUGGCUGUUUGUGUUGACUUUGUUAACAAAGUGCCCUGUUGGCAUUUCCUUUUGCCGUCGCCCUGUGCUUGCAUUUGAGCUGCAGCAGUUGUAAGCCAAAAGUUCUUGGUUAGUGGAGGGGGAUCCUAUUUUUUGGAACUAUGCAGAGUUUUCUAACAGUGCAAUAAAAGCAUUUGUUCUAUGUUAGAAUGAAAAA
This is a messenger RNA of Vidua macroura (Pin-tailed whydah), 4697 nucleotides long. It is a transcript of the gene USP28, whose product is annotated as ubiquitin specific peptidase 28. Gene Ontology annotation, cellular component: nucleus; cytosol. The coding region runs from base 313 to 3720 and encodes 1135 amino acids. The record is from RefSeq and is a predicted model, not a curated record. NCBI's taxonomy places the organism in Eukaryota, Metazoa, Chordata, Aves, Passeriformes, Viduidae. Gene Ontology annotation, biological process: regulation of protein stability; protein deubiquitination; DNA damage checkpoint signaling. Gene Ontology annotation, molecular function: cysteine-type endopeptidase activity; cysteine-type deubiquitinase activity; protein binding. The transcript is spliced from 26 exons.